Messenger RNA from Anisakis simplex (herring worm), 903 nucleotides. The record is from the annotation of a GenBank genome assembly. Lineage: Eukaryota; Metazoa; Nematoda; Chromadorea; Rhabditida; Anisakidae.
AUGAUCUCGCUGGUGAUCGCGCAUUAUUUUGGAUGUGACUCGGUACGACUCGGUAAAUGCGGUUUUUUCUACGUGCAACAUAUCAAGUUGACGUUGAGGAGUGGCAUCAGAGUUGAGAUCGAUGAACUGCGUUUAUCGAGCAGUUUCUUUAAUGCACAGUUCACUAAGCCGAUAAUGUUAACGAUUGGUGAUAUGCGAAUUGAAGGAGAGAAACGAUUGAAUUUGAGUGAGAAUUUAAUGGCACAGAAGCAGUCAUCUCAACAAAUGAAGAAUAAAAACGUCAAUAAUGCAACAGCAGGAAUUGAUGUGGAACGAUGGUUGCAUUGGUUACAGUAUGCGGGUGCAAUGAUUCGAACGGCACGAAUCGUUUUCAUUGACGCCGUGCCUCGAUGUCUGUUGCAUUCCACGUUUGAGACUGUUCAACUGGACGCGUUCCGGGAUCGUGAAGGAAUGCAAUUGGAGUUAAGCUGUCGUCUGGCACAAGCGAAGUUAUUCACUCGUGGACGUACCACACCGUUACUGGAGCUAUCGUUGACGAUAGCGUUUUGUGCCGACUUGACAAUUUCAAACAUCCGUUUGAGACGGAUCAGUGUCUCGAUUACGAAUCCAUUUCUGUCCCUAUCAGAUGGCUUGUUGGAAUAUUUGCACGAAAAUCCGAUCGUAUUGGGCAAAAAUGAUCCAUCCACAGUAGUGACUGAAGAGACGUCGGAUGAAGCAGAUGCGGAUGGCUCAGAAUCAGACGCUCAGUCGAGAUCGCGUUUGUUCCGAGCCAGUCUGCUAUCGAACAUAAAGUUGGACGUGAAUAAUCUGGUGUUCCGGUAUAUUGCCCAGAUGGACAGUGAAAUGAAUACGUUCGUGAUUUUGUUCAUUGCUUUCUGGGUUCAUUUUGACUUCUUGGUCUGA